Molecule: messenger RNA, 1095 nt
Organism: Amphibalanus amphitrite
Lineage: Eukaryota; Metazoa; Arthropoda; Thecostraca; Balanomorpha; Balanidae
Product: protein spaetzle 3-like
Exons: 6
Coding region: 220-993 (257 amino acids)
Biological process (GO): central nervous system formation; regulation of Toll signaling pathway; innate immune response
Cellular component (GO): extracellular region
Molecular function (GO): Toll binding; growth factor activity
Source: RefSeq, a predicted model, not a curated record
AGUCGGCGGCGGCGGCGGGCGGCGGCGGGUGCGGGGAGAGAGAGCGGGAGAGAGGAGCGGAGGAGAGGGGGGCAGAGGUCACUGACGUCACCACCGCCAGCUGCUCAAGGUCACCAAAGGUCAUCAGAGUCCAUCCAAGGUCACCGACGAGCCGUCAAGGGUCAGUGAAAGUUUCACAAAAUUAUCUCCCGGAGGUGGAAGGCAGGGAUCCAGAUCAAGAUGAAAACGUUACUGGUGCUCGUCUCGCUGACCCUACUGAUGGUGGACAGGGGGAGGUCGUUUUCAGUGGCGGACCUGCCCUGCGUCCAGCGGCUCAACCAGCUGUACUGCAAGCACCAGGGACCGCUCUACCCGGCGGAGCGGAUAGACCAGUUCAUCGACCUGAACAAGGCUCUAACGCUGAGGAUGUUCGGAGAGGAGCCCCCUGCCGAGGUCACCACCGGCCCGCGACCCAGUGACGUCACCAUGGCUCCGCCGCCCAGUGACGUCACCACCAGGAACGUCAGCAUGGCCGGCAGUAUGAUGCCGAAUACCAUGCCGGGGAUGCGGAGAUUCCACACCGUACAGCGGGUCCACUACUCCACCCGAACGUCGUGGCGCGGCAGGCGGUCAGCGAACGAGACGGUGGCGCCACGGGCGGCGGGACGGCGAACUAAGCGGGAUGAUCCGAUCCCUGCGCCGCCGACUAUUGACAAAAACAGCGAACACAGGGUGGACAGCUGCGAAUCGCGGAUGGAGAUAAUGACGCCCUUCUGGGCGGAGAACUCUGCAAAGGAGGUGCGAGUGAUCGUCAACACGAAAAACUUCCCGCAGGCGAUCCGCGUCGAAAUCUGCACCCGUCCCACGACCAGCUACUGCCGCGGAAACUGUCUGUGUGAGCAGAAGUACACCUGGUACAGACUGCUGGCCUACGACCCGGAUAACGACUGUAAGGGCAUCUUCAUCGACUGGUUCCUGUACCCGUCCUGCUGUGCCUGCCGCUGCAAACCCUGACAACUGUAAACGCCGGCCACUGGCCAGCGUGCGCGAGGGUGUGUGUGUGUGUCAUGUGUGUGUGGGUGGGUGGGUGAAGUUUGUAAUAAAGGACAGAGGUCG